AUGCUGGGAAAAGCCUGGAAAGAUGAGUUUGAGUUGCCGGAGGAAAUUCAGAGGGUCGCCGUUGUCAUAGGCGAGACGGGAGUUGGGAAAUCAACGAUUGUGAAUAUGCUUUACAAUCAGGAUAGCAGUGAAAGAUGCUGUGCCGAGCCCAGUGUGACUGGCAACUCGGCCGAUUCAGUGACGAAGGCAUCCUCCCUACAUUUGUGCAUGCGGACUGGAUGGUGUUUGGUGGACACAGUCGGGGUGGGAGAUCCCGACUUGCGCCAGAAUCAGAUCGUUGACAACGUGCGGAACGUGAUUCGCAACACUGCCCGCGGAGUGCAUGCCGUCAUCAUAGUCAUGAAGAUGGGCCGUGUUCCAAAAGCCUCGCGGGCCAAUCUGGUAUUGCUACAGAAGUUGUUCCGAGAGGAGGAUCUCAAAUCCCAUGGUGUCCUGGUUCUUACCCACUGGUCUGGUGAGCUUGGAGAGGAAGAAGGGGCUUUGAAGGAAUGGAUGGGCUCAGCACCUGGGGAGACAUUUGAGGACGCGCAUGGCAGCGAGUCUGAGGGCCCGAGCAAACAAGAAGCCAGCUCGCUGCCUAAUAUGAUCGACAAGUUCAGCCGCGUCAUACUUACCAACAACCAGCUGAAGGGCCGAGGCGCCUACUCCGAGUGCAGGCAGAACUGCCUUUGCGAGCUUUUGGAGUUUGUCCACAGCCGCACUUGCAAGAUUCGACCAAGGCCGGUCAAAUUCAAGGACUUCAUCUACGACCUGAUGCUCGACAUUUACGAGAUGUUGUGGGGGAGCGUGGUGACAAUCAAGGACUUGCUGGGCCGCGGUGAGAGCAAGGAACUCCCGACCUACUGUGGAGCGUGUGCAGUGUGUUCUCGGCAGAUUGAGCUGCAACAAGCGUGCAAAUUGACCUGCGACCACUCGUUCCAUCAAGAGUGUGUCAAAGAUUUGACCGCGUGCCCGGUGUGCCAAGCUCCGGUGGUGUCUUUGUUCAGCUUUGCAGAUUUCUUUUCGGGAGGUGUAUAG
Messenger RNA from Effrenium voratum, 1017 nucleotides. The record is from the annotation of a GenBank genome assembly. NCBI's taxonomy places the organism in Eukaryota, Dinophyceae, Suessiales, Symbiodiniaceae.